GUAAAAUGUCAAGAGAAAAAAUGUGUUUGAACACUCUCUGUGCAAUCCUCUGUUUUGUCCUUACCGUUAGUUUCGGCUUCGUCUCUGCCCAAAAAUGCGGGGAGUCUGUGUUUUUCAGACCUAACGGUAACUAUGACACUAACCGUCGUCUCGUUCUAUCAACGUUAGCUUCCAACGUCAGUUCUCAAAACAACCGCUUCUACAACGUUUCGGUCGGUGAAGGAGCUGGAAGAAUCUAUGCCUUAGGUCUCUGUAUCCCAGGGUCUGAUCCAAGGGUGUGUUCCGAUUGUAUCCAACUCGCGUCUCAAGGUUUAUUACAAACCUGUCCGAACCAGACCGACUCAUUCUACUGGACAGGCGACAACGCCGACAAGACGCUCUGUUUCGUUCGUUACUCUAACAACUCGUUUUUCAACAAGAUGGCUCUAGAGCCAACUCACGCAGUUUACAAUACUAUGAGGUUCCAAGGGAACCUCACAGCUUAUACAAGAACAUGGGACGCGUUCAUGAACUUUAUGUUCACCCGAGUCGGUCAAACUCGAUACCUGGCUGAUAUAUCCCCUCGGAUAAAUCAGGAACCUUUGUCUCCUGAUCUUAUAUACGCGCUGAUGCAGUGUAUUCCGGGGAUAUCUUCUGAAGACUGUGAAACCUGUCUUGGAAAAUGUGUCGAUGACUACCAGAGUUGCUGCAAUGGGUUCAUAGGUGGAGUCGUUAACAAGCCGGUCUGCUAUUUCCGGUGGGAUGGUUAUAAAUAUUAUGGUGCCUUCGGUGAUGAAGCGCCAUCUCAACCCCCCACGCCGCUUCCUCUUCCUCCUCCUCCUCCUCGUGAUCCAGAUGGAAAAAAGAUCUCUACAGGAGUUAUUGUGGCUAUUGUUGUUUCCGCAGUUAUCUUCGUGGUGCUAGUCGCUUUAGGAUUAGUUAUUUGGAAGCGAAGACAAUCAUACAAAACACUGAAAUAUCAUACUGAUGAUGAUAUGACAAGUCCACAGUCUCUGCAAUUUGAUUUUACAACAAUUGAAGUGGCAACAGAUAAUUUUUCGAGGAACAACAAGCUAGGUCAAGGCGGAUUCGGUGAAGUUUACAAGGGAAUGUUACCUAAUGAAACAGAAAUUGCGGUAAAGCGUCUAUCGAGUAAUUCAGGACAAGGCACACAAGAGUUCAAGAACGAGGUUGUGAUUGUGGCCAAACUUCAACACAAGAAUCUUGUUAGGCUUCUUGGGUUUUGCAUAGAAAGAGAUGAACAGAUACUUGUCUACGAGUUUGUUUCCAACAAGAGCCUUGAUUAUUUCCUCUUUGAUCCAAAAAUGAAAAGUCAACUAGAUUGGAAAAGACGGUACAACAUCAUAGGAGGGGUUACGCGAGGACUUCUCUAUCUUCAUCAAGACUCAAGGCUAACAAUCAUACACCGUGACAUCAAAGCAAGUAACAUACUUUUAGAUGCUGAUAUGAACCCUAAAAUAGCUGAUUUUGGAAUGGCAAGGAAUUUUAGAGUGGACCAAACUGAAGACCAGACAGGAAGAGUUGUUGGAACCUUCGGUUACAUGCCUCCAGAGUAUGUGACACAUGGCCAAUUCUCUACCAAAUCUGAUGUAUAUAGCUUUGGUGUAUUGAUCUUGGAGAUUGUUUGUGGCAAGAAGAACAGCAGCUUCUUUCAGAUGGAUGAUUCUGGGGGAAAUUUAGUGACACAUGUUUGGAGGCUUUGGAACAAUGAUUCACCCUUAGAUCUCAUCGACCCUGCGAUUAAGGAAAGCUACGAUAAUGAUGAAGUCAUUAGAUGUAUCCAUAUCGGAAUUUUAUGUGUUCAAGAAACUCCGGCAGAUCGUCCAGAGAUGUCUACAAUCUUUCAAAUGCUUACCAAUAGCUCCAUUACUCUGCCUGUGCCUCGACCACCUGGAUUUUUCUUCAGGAACAGACCCAAUUUAGACCCCUUAACCUAUGGAUCCGAGCAGGGGCAAUCCAGCAGCAUGUCUGUUCCUUUUUCUAUAGAUAGUGCGUCAAUCACUAGAGCCACUCCUCGGUGAGAUGAUUGCUUUUGCACUAGUCAGUAGCAUUUUACUUGUAACACAAGCAACUCCAGUUUUCAAAGGUCCAGUUAAUUUUUAUGGUAAUAUGGGUACAUAUAAAACCAAACUUAUGUGUAGCCGUGUAGGUAGAGUAUUCCUUUCUUGUUUUUUCCCAUGGCAAGAUGAGAAUUUGUCAAACCUCAAAUAUGAUACAUUAACCUCUAAGAACAACCACUUACGAACCCAUUUUUUUACUUCUUCAGUCAUCUAUGAUAGUCACCAGCUUGCUUAUUCAGCUUUUUGCUCCCCCAGAUUUUCUAUAAAGU
This is a messenger RNA of Arabidopsis thaliana (thale cress), 2329 nucleotides long. It is a transcript of the gene CRK31, whose product is annotated as cysteine-rich RLK (RECEPTOR-like protein kinase) 31. Gene Ontology annotation, biological process: response to oxidative stress. The transcript is spliced from 6 exons. The record is from RefSeq and is marked reviewed. Lineage: Eukaryota; Viridiplantae; Streptophyta; Magnoliopsida; Brassicales; Brassicaceae. Gene Ontology annotation, cellular component: membrane. Bases 6 to 2021 code for a protein of 671 amino acids. Gene Ontology annotation, molecular function: protein kinase activity; protein serine kinase activity; ATP binding.